AUGUUCCAGAAAGGGAGAUCCAGUGAGGGUCCCCUUGUCAAGAAACUUCGGGCCACUUCAAAGAAAACGCCCUCCUCGGCCGUGACUGCUUCCAAAUCUCCGACUAAGGGGAAAGGCUCGGGCUCAGGAGCUCCGCCCGCCGCACCACCAGAGAAGAGGGGUCCGGCUAUACCUCCUCCUCGCUUUCCCCUGGCUCUUGCUCAGGACCAGGUAGCACCGGUUGGUCCCCCAGCUCCAGUAGUCCCUACCGCCACUGUUCGCAUCCUCAUCAACGCCCAGGAUCUGGAGCAAAUUCCAGACACUUUCCGAGGGACCGUCUACGAGAUGGAAAACUUGGAGCAUUUCUAUAAGGCUGAGCCAAACAACCUGAGGGCGAUCGAGGAGAGGAUCCCAGAGAAUGUAGUCUUGGCUCAACAUCGCAGCAUAUCUCGGGCCAGGACAAGGAAUGAUGAACUCAAGGCCGAGCUCCAGACUGCUCAGGCCGCCUUUAUUGUGGCCCAAGCUGCUCUCGUCGCCUCUCAACAGAGCGAACAAAGCGCCAAGGCUGUUUUGGCGGCGGCCCAAGCGGAUGAACAGGCGGCAAAGGCUGCCUUAACCACAGCUCAAGAAGCUGAGCAGGCGGCAAAGGCUACCUCGGAAGCCCUUCAGACCGAGCUCGAGGGGGCCAAGGCCAAACAGUUGGAGGUUGAGGUGGUUAUUCCGGAGGAGAAGAAGGCAUCGACAUCCUCCAUGGAGAGCAAGAUGGACUCCGACCUUGACAGCAUCAUUGACGGCGCCGGCGCCAAGAGGAGCAAGCGCCCCAGAGCGGGGGCACAGAAGGUUGACCAGCUGGGCAUAGGCCCCAAGAGGUCCAAGAAAACACCUCCCCUUGUUCUGCCGGUUUCGAGCUCCGUUACUGCCCAAGCCAACGCUUCCACGAUGGCGCCGUCAUCACAGGUCGUCGCCUCGACAGUGGCACCUACCUCGCUGGUCGACCCCUCCGCUAUGGCUAAGGCCCAACCUCCUGUGGUGGGUCAAUCAUCCUCUACUCCGCUUUCCAAAAGCCCUUCUGUUUCCCGAGUCCAGAAGCUGUCAAUCUCCACCCAUAUGGAUGCAUAUGCGGUGGACAAUGCUGCUGGGCUCUUGCCUUCACUACUCAGCUCAAUUACCAGUUAA
Messenger RNA from Humulus lupulus (European hop), 1155 nucleotides. RefSeq lists its product as uncharacterized. Lineage: Eukaryota; Viridiplantae; Streptophyta; Magnoliopsida; Rosales; Cannabaceae. The record is from RefSeq and is a predicted model, not a curated record. The coding region runs from base 1 to 1155 and encodes 384 amino acids. The transcript is spliced from 4 exons.